Molecule: messenger RNA, 748 nt
Organism: Mercenaria mercenaria
Lineage: Eukaryota; Metazoa; Mollusca; Bivalvia; Venerida; Veneridae
Product: protein draper-like
Exons: 3
Coding region: 197-748 (183 amino acids)
Molecular function (GO): scavenger receptor activity
Source: RefSeq, a predicted model, not a curated record
GUAGUCCAUGUACAGAGUCACUAACAUUUUGCCACAGUGGCAAGUAAGUUCUAGAUACGAAAAGUAUGUUUCUGGCAUUUUGUAAGAUAAAAAACUCGGUUUGUUUAAUAAUAUAAUAUGUUGUUUAGUGUUCGCCAGAAAGCAUAUUAUACUUACAGACUGUAAGGAUCGUACAUGGGGGGAUUCAUGUGAGAAUAUGUGCGGCUUCUGCUACACCUUAGAAUCAUGUAAUUCUACUACUGGGUACUGUAUGACCGGCUGUGAAUCUGGCUAUAAAACAGAACCCGUUUGCACAGAAGCUUCUCCUGCUGGUUAUUUUGGAAGCGAAUGCAAACAAUUGUGUAGUGGAUACUGCGUUGGUGGACAAGAAAACUGCGAUAACGUACAUGGAACAUGUUUAGAUGGCUGUACCGUAGGUUGGAAAGGACGGACAUGCAAAGAAGUAUGUGACAAUGGGACAUAUAGCCAAAACUGUUCGUUCAAAUGCAGUGGGCAUUGCAAACAUAAUGCUGGAUGUAAUAAACAGGAUGGAACUUGCCAAGACGGAUGCAGUCCAGGAUAUACUGGGGGAAAGUGUGAUCUAUGUGAGUUUUGUAGUUCUUCUUUAUAUAGCAGAACCUCUACUGGAAUGACGUAUAAAUGUGUGCCUUUAUUUUUUUUGCAGCUGAUUACAUAUCAGCUAUUGCUGCUAGACUCGUUUUGUCUUAAUUUAAAUACUUCUUGGGGACAGAUGAAUGAACGGACGUAG